Molecule: messenger RNA, 735 nt
Organism: Cladophialophora bantiana CBS 173.52
Lineage: Eukaryota; Fungi; Ascomycota; Eurotiomycetes; Chaetothyriales; Herpotrichiellaceae
Exons: 2
Coding region: 1-735 (244 amino acids)
Source: RefSeq, a predicted model, not a curated record
AUGGCCUUCGCCGCUUCCGAGCUUCCUGCGGACAGCGCUGUUGGGAACACAUCGCUAUUUGGCUCAAACGAAAUCACACAAAAAGAUGGGUGGCUGGGAGAAAAAUACUUGGAAUAUGCCCUGGCUCAUCUAUUGCUUCGACAUACACCCGACUCCCAUGAGAUCAUCUCUUUAAAUGGCUCCUUAUUUCAAGAACUUGCGGGUUUCCGUUAUGAUAAUUUGUGUCGACAAUUGCGCAAUAAUGGGGUUCGACAAUACCGGUCUCCUGCGCCUGGCCACUUCCAAGGUCAUGUUAACUUCCGAGAAGACGCCGUGUGUUGGAUCGGUGCUAUUGUGAGGCGCGGGACAAAAAAUGAACGAGCUAUUCUUGAUCACGCCAUAGUGGACAAUUCAGAUUCGCAUAGUCCAACAUUUAACAGCACAACAGACAUAACUACUUCUGCUCAAACGGUUGUGACCAAUCAGGAAGAGUCACCGGAUGAAGAACCAACUUCGACAGACUCUGAAAGUGACAUCUGGCUGUACACCAAUACGCUGCAGGAGCGCUUUGCGGGGAAAGAUGUGGUUCCUAUCUACGAGGAGACGAUGAUUCGAAGAUAUCCGCCCAGAUUUAGGGCCGUGGUAACAUUUCGUGGCAAGAACUUUUCUGGAGAGGCUGGUAACAAGAAGCUCGCAAAACAUCGAGCCUCGAAGAAACUUUGUGGGGCCUUUGAAAUCGAAGUCCGUGAACCGUAA